UGCUGGGAGGGUCUAAAGUUUGAACAGUCUGGCGGCAAAUUUCCCCAGCUGUCUCGCUGUCUGCGCCGGAUCUCCCGCUCACCUCCCGUUAUCCCGCCAUGGCCGCCCGGACACCGAGGAAGAGGAAGCAGAGCUCCGCCAGUGCGGGGGACGGGCGCUGGUCGUCCUUCGGAACGCCGAUGAAGAAGUUGAUGUCGGAGUGCAGCGUCGUCCUGAGCCCGCUCCAGUGCAGGAACCCCAACAGCAGCGCCGCCGCCGCCAUGAGACGCUCGCCGACACCAAGCUACGCGGGAGAGCCCAAGGAUAAGGAGAACUUGGCCGCCUCCCCCCAGAAGAGCGCCGUCGCCCGCAAGCUCAUCGUGUCUCCCCAAGUGGCGGAGCGCGGCGACGAAGACGCCUAUGUCUUCUCCCCGGUGAAGUCGCCAGACUCCUCCCCCUCCGGCCCGGUGCCCGCUAAGUCCUUCUAUAAGAGGGAGAGCAUCUACAUGUCGCCGAUCGACCGCAAGCGGAUCAGCGAGCGUAAGGGGCGGAGCAGUCCGGAGGCUCCGCCUCCCGCUACGAAGUCAGACGGCAAGGAAAUGUCUAAGAUCACCAGGAUGAGGAAGCCGCCGAGCACCAAAAAGAGGAAGUCGAGCGGAAAUACCGCGCUCCCGAAAAAAGAGCGUAAUGUGCCGGCAAAAAACAAGAGCACCCUGCCCCCAAACGAUGGCGAAUCAGCCCAACCGAAGCCGACCGGAACAUCGCCAGAGGAGCCGGGCGCCCAGAAGACCGCCAUCCUGGGGCUGACGAUGAAGCCGAGGCCGAAGCUGACCAUGGGCGCCGCCUUCUUCGCCACCAGCAGGAAGCCUCAUUCCGCGCCAAAGCGGCUCCCCGCCAACAUCAAGUUUCCAGCGUCUUCCAAACAUUCGUUCAGACCUGCAGCGCCGAUGAUGAAGCCUGCCGCCAGCGCCACGGGAGGACAGGUGCCGGGGGGCAUCAGCCAGAAAGCGGUGGUGGCGGGUUGUGUGGAGUCUGUCCGGGGGAAGAACGCGCGCCACCAAGAGGCCGAGGGGAAGAAGAGUCCGGGAGAUGCCAAGGAAGAGAAUGGCGCCAGCCGACGGCAAGGAGGCUUCAGCGUAGUGGGAGCGGCUGGCGGCGGCAGUGAUGACUCUCAGAUGAUGUUUGACUCUGACGACCCCAUAGUGAAGUCAGCGGAGAAGAAAGACCCCACCAUUUACCCCAUCUUCAGCACUCCGUCUGUCACCAAGAAAAGGCCCUUAGGUUUCCCGGGGGGGCUGGCGUCUCCGGUUUGCUCCAGUACUCCGCUGAGCGCCCCGCCUGCCGUAACCAAAGUACCAAAACCGAGCAAGAGGAAAGACUCCAACAGAACCGCCGACGAUCAGCUGAUCAUUGACGCUGGUCAGAAGCACUUUGGGCCGGUGACGUGCAGCACCUGCGGGAUGAUCUAUUCGGCGUCCAGGCUGGAGGACGAGGCGCAGCACGCGCAGUAUCACCAGAGGCUGCUGGAGAGCAUCCACUACGUGGGUUGGAAGAAAGAGCGAGUCGUGGCCGAAUUCUGGGACGGGAAAAUCCUGAUGAUCUGCCCCGAAGAUCCGAAAUACGCCCUGAGGAAGGCGGAAGAGGUGCGAGAACUGGUGGACGCGGAGCUUGGCUUCCAGCAGACGAGCAUGAAUUCUCCCAGCAGGACCCGCACUUACCUCUACGUGACCAAUGACAAGAAGAUCGUGGGGUGCCUGAUCGCUGAGCCGAUCAAACAGGCGUUCCGGGUCCUGGCCGAGCUGUCAACUCCGGACAUCAGAUCCAUGUGUGCGCUGGAGCGGCACAGAGCCUGGCGCUGCUCAUCCGAACCUCAGCCGGCACUCUGCGGCAUCAGCAGGAUCUGGGUGUUAGCCCUGAUGCGCAGGAAGAGCAUCGCCAGCCGCCUGGUGGACACCAUGAGGAGUUCCUUCAUUUACGGCUCGCGCCUGACAACCGAUGAAAUCGCCUUUUCAGACCCGACACCUGAUGGGAAGCUUUUCGCCAGCAACUACUUAGGAGUCCCCGACUUCCUGGUGUACAACUUCCUCAGUUAGACGUGCUGCCGUUUGUUGAGAGCGGUAGUCCCUGCAGCCCAUAGCCCUCCAGGAGUUGUAGUCUUGCAGCGGUUGGAGACCGCUGGGUUUGAGCUUGUUGCACUUUUCCUCUUGUUUGCUGCUACGGAUCGGCCUCAUGUCGCUUCCGAGGAGGUUUAUUCUGUUUUUAAUGCUUUUAUAGAUGUGAUGUGUAAGCGGCUGCACAGCUGGAGUGUUCCUCAGUGCCUCCUUGGUGAUGUCAUACUGGAGUGUGCACUAGAGAACACUCCAGCUGUGUAGUCACCUGUUAUAGCAUUGCCCAAAUGCUUAGUCUUCUUGUGCACUAUGCAGAUUCACUCAGUGCAGUUUUUGAGAACCAUUUGGCACAAACUGCCUGCGUUUUUACAGCGUUUCCACAGCUAGAAGUGAGUGACAUCAGCAUCCUCUGGCACUCCAGCUCUUGUGAAACUACAACUCUCAGCAUGCACAGUUGCUUGGCUCUCAGAGAGAAGGGAAUGCAGCAUGCUGGGAGUUGUAGUCUCACAGCAGUCUGGAGGCCGCCGACCAGCAGAGCCUUGUACUCUAGGUUUUAGUGUUUGUUUUGUGUCCUGUAAAUAUUUCCUUGUUGGAUCUGUUCACACUGUAGUUUUAUAUAUGAUGGAUGGAUACAGGGGAGG
Messenger RNA from Bufo gargarizans (Asiatic toad), 2728 nucleotides. It is a transcript of the gene ESCO2, whose product is annotated as establishment of sister chromatid cohesion N-acetyltransferase 2. The record is from RefSeq and is a predicted model, not a curated record. Gene Ontology annotation, cellular component: nucleus; chromatin. Lineage: Eukaryota; Metazoa; Chordata; Amphibia; Anura; Bufonidae. The coding region runs from base 99 to 2072 and encodes 657 amino acids. Gene Ontology annotation, molecular function: protein-lysine-acetyltransferase activity. The transcript is spliced from 10 exons. Gene Ontology annotation, biological process: mitotic sister chromatid cohesion.